GGACUUCCCGUGCAGACCCACCGUUGUGCGCACACUUGGAGCACCUCGGAGCAUUGUGCAGAGAUCAAAGACACAUUCUGGGGAGUCACGCUGGGAAUAGACAGGGGAAAAUGAAGGAAAUCUGUGUUUGCUCGCACACCUCAGCGUGGUACGAGGGAAUGGAGAGAGACAGGCGUAGACAGUGAAAAGGAAAGAGGAAAACACUUGGAGUUCAAGUCAGUGGUAAUGUGUUGUCUGAGAAAGCCCAGUCUCUCUCCUGUCCUCCCUCUGUGGAUUUCUCCACAUCCUGCUGUGCGCCUGACUGUGGGCUCCUCUGUGUGAUAUUUACCAUUUACCACAGUGCCGCCUCGCCACGCACAGAGCCGGAUGGAUACGUCGUAGUUCAGAGCAAAAAGCAAGGGCAAAAACAGAAAUGGUAAGAGAAAGAGCGCAGUAUGUUUGUGUGCUUGUUCUGUGAGGAGUAAGUUCACACACGCAAGGAUUCGAUGCGAUGCAAAGGGUUUGACCAUUUGAAAAGGAGGAUCCUACAUGUUUGCAAUGUCGUGGGCGCAUGCAGACGGAUGGGAAUUAGAGAUGCCACGAAGGAUGAUGACAGGAACACUUGAAGAAGACGAAGACAUAAAAUAUAAAUGUUUUAGUCCUUCUGUUAUUGAAUAAUGAUCCAAGUGGUGUAAAGACAAUUCACAGAUUACGCAGAUUAUAUUCCAGAUUGAUGUUGUGCCACCGUGUGUCCGAGCGUUACGUGGCACAUGGAUGGACGACUUUUACGUGAAGACAAAGAAAGCCAAGAGUCUGUGCAACUUUAUAUAUAUAUAUAUAGGUCACACGUGAUCACCGCUUAAUAUCAAGUAACUCACGUCGCCUGGUUAAAGACGCAGACUUGACGUGCGCUCUUAAGGAACUCGGAGAGAAACUCAGGUGCGCUCCAUGGGUCAUCCAGGACAGACCGGUACCGGUGGUACCUGCGGGACAUAAGACAACAGUUCUAGACCUCAAAGCGGUUUUUAGGGCUGUGGGCCAGUGAUGCCGGACACAUUCACGCUCAUAAAGAACCGGACAGAGCCACGGCUGGGGCAGCUAGAGCGCACACUGGCCACGGAGGGGAGCGCACGCCCUGCCUGGGUCAUAGCCAUCCUGGCCAGCGUGUUGAUCUUCACCACGGUGGUGGACGUGCUGGGGAAUCUGCUGGUGAUCAUCUCUGUGUUCAGGAACAGGAAGCUUAGGAAUUCGGGUAAUGUGUUUGUGGUGAGUUUGGCCUUUGCUGACCUUGUGGUAGCCUUCUACCCCUAUCCCCUUGUGCUCUACGCUCUCUUCCACGAUGGAUGGGCGCUGGGAAACACACAGUGCAUGGUCAGUGGUUUUCUAAUGGGACUGAGCGUCAUCGGUUCCAUUUUCAACAUCACCGGAAUAGCAGUAAACAGAUACUGCUACAUCUGUCACUCAUUCUCCUAUAGCCGGUUAUACAGCUAUCGCAACACUCUGUUGUUUGUUGCCUUAAUAUGGCUUCUCACAGUAGUGGCCAUCGUCCCAAAUUUCUUUGUUGGUUCCUUACGUUACGACCCGCGGGUCUACUCCUGUACUUUCGCCCAGAAUGUAAGCAGCUCCUACACUGUGGCAGUAGUGGUGGUUCACUUCCUGGUUCCCAUUGCCGUGGUUACCUUCUGUUAUCUACGCAUCUGGGUACUUGUAAUUCAGGUGCGACGUAAAGUAAAGACUGAGGAGAGUCCUCGCCUCAGACCCAGUGACAUGCGGAAUUUCAUCACCAUGUUUGUGGUAUUUGUGUUGUUUGCCAUCUGCUGGGCUCCACUCAACCUGAUUGGCUUAGCAGUUGCCAUAGAUCCGUCCCGUGUGGCUCCCCGUAUCCCAGAGUGGCUCUUUGUGGUCAGCUAUUUCAUGGCAUAUUUCAAUAGCUGUCUGAAUGCCAUCAUCUAUGGCUUACUCAACAGGAACUUCAGGAAUGAGUACAAACGCAUUGUCACGUCAGUUUGGGUGACUCGCCUCUUUGUGACAGAGACCUCCCGAGCCGCCACGGAUGGCAGGAGCAUGAGGAGCAAGCAAUCACCGCCUCCGCCGCUCAACAACAACGAGUCAGUCAGAGAUCGCACAAACAAGGAAUGAAGUCUCAACUACGAAACCUGGAUUUUUGAGUGUGUUUAAUGGUAAUUCCUGUUUUUAUGUGACAUUUAGAUGGUUGUGCAGCUUAAGAGUAUCAAGCAACAGCUGAAACUGAAAUACACGGCUUUGUUUUCGUUGACAUUUGUCGACGUCUAUCAGUUCUGUGUCAGUGGAAAUAUUUAUAGAGUUUUAUGCAACUGAAUUUUCAAAACAUCAUCUGAAGAUCCACCCAACAACUUUGUACAAAAAGUUUUGUCUUGUUUCAUACCCAUUUAACAAUACCAGUGCCAACAUUAAAAAAAAAAAAAAA
Messenger RNA from Sphaeramia orbicularis (orbiculate cardinalfish), 2425 nucleotides. It is a transcript of the gene mtnr1bb, whose product is annotated as melatonin receptor 1Bb. Gene Ontology annotation, molecular function: melatonin receptor activity. The transcript is spliced from 4 exons. Gene Ontology annotation, biological process: G protein-coupled receptor signaling pathway. Gene Ontology annotation, cellular component: plasma membrane. The coding region runs from base 1024 to 2118 and encodes 364 amino acids. NCBI's taxonomy places the organism in Eukaryota, Metazoa, Chordata, Actinopteri, Kurtiformes, Apogonidae. The record is from RefSeq and is a predicted model, not a curated record.